AUGUCCCCCUACCGCGCCAAUCUCUCCAAUGAGGGGCACACCUACACCAAGCAGGAAGGCUUGGUCGCUGGUCUCCGCACCUACGGCGUCGUGCAGCCAGAGCGCAAGAUUCGACAAGUCGACGACGGCAAUGUCUGGGAGGCCAUUGUAAUUGGCUCCGGUUAUGCCGGUCUGAUUGCCGCUCGUGACCUUGUCAAGGCUGGCAAGAAGACUCUCCUCAUUGAGGCCCGAGAUCGCGUUGGUGGCCGAACCUGGAGCGCUGAGCUUGAUGGCACAACAUAUGAGAUGGGUGGCACCUGGAUCUCACACGUCCACGGUCGCGUGUUUGGUGAGAUGGUGCGCUACGGUCUCAAGGACGACGUCUCCAUGACCCGCACAGAGAACGGCGGUUGCGAUUACUUCACCCUCGACACUGGUUCCGGUUCCCGAAAGUUCACCCACAAGGAGGCUGGUGAGAUGACCGCCAGAGCCUGGGGCAUCUUUAUUAACAUUGAUGGCAACAACGGUCGCGACAUCUGCCCUCUGCCUUACUCGACUCUUGGCAACUCGCGUGUUAGUGCCAAUCAGGUCAAGGCUGUCGAUCAGCUCUCAUGCCGUGACCGCAUCGACCAGAUCAAGGACCAGCUGAGCGCCGAUGAGCUUGCUCUUCUUGAGUCGCUCGUUCCGCACAUCGGAGGUGGCUCCGUUGAGAAUUUUGGAUUCCUUGAGAUGCUCCGCGCCCAAGCUCUUCAAGGUUACGAUAUCGCCACUUUUGAGGAGGUUUGGACACUAUACAAGAUCCGCGAGGGUCAGUCUACGCUCGCUCGUCGUAUUUUCGACGACGCUGUCCUACUUGGCCUCCAGUACUCGUUCAAGACUCCCAUCAAGUCCAUCGUCGAGAGAGAAGGAAUCGUGUCCCUCCACACUCCGGACAGCAAGAUCUUCCGUGCCAAGCGCGUUGUCAACACCAUCCCCAUCGCCGUGCUUCCCGACAUCCACUUCGACCCACCUCUGUCGCCUCUUCGCCAGGAAGCCAUCAAGAUUGGCCAAGUGGACUAUCUGACCAAGAUUCAUGCUGAAGUUGAGGGAGAUCUCCGAGGUCUCCGAGGUUGUACUUGGCCGGGUGAUAUGCUGUAUGUUUACGGCGAUGGUUUCUGCGCUGGCGGCAAGACGACCCGCAUCACCUCGUUCGCUGGCGACAAUCGUGGCAAGCUCGAUCCCCUCAAGGAGCCCGAGCGUCUUGAAACCGCCCUGAAGCGAUUCCACCCCAUGGACAUCAAGAAGGUCGUCUUCCACGACUGGGUCUCUGACCCUUACGCUAAGGCUGGUGCUGCCUGGUAUCCCGCUGGUUUCCUCACCAAGUACCUUGCCGAGCUCCAGAGCCGUCACGGAAAUGUCUUCAUGGCCAACGCCGACUGGGCCAACGGAUGGAGAUCCUUUAUCGAGGGUGCGAUGGAGCAGGGUGCUCUUGCUGCGGAUCAGGUCUUGAACGAACUUGGCAUCCUUGGCGCCAACCCUGCUCCUGGCGAAUACCAGCGCCCUUCGAGACUGUAA
Fusarium keratoplasticum is the source of this 1533-nucleotide messenger RNA. Its product is annotated as Amine oxidase. The transcript is spliced from 2 exons. The record is from RefSeq and is a predicted model, not a curated record. The coding region runs from base 1 to 1533 and encodes 510 amino acids. Gene Ontology annotation, molecular function: oxidoreductase activity. NCBI's taxonomy places the organism in Eukaryota, Fungi, Ascomycota, Sordariomycetes, Hypocreales, Nectriaceae.